Wasmannia auropunctata (little fire ant) is the source of this 2023-nucleotide messenger RNA. RefSeq names its product T-cell immunomodulatory protein. NCBI's taxonomy places the organism in Eukaryota, Metazoa, Arthropoda, Insecta, Hymenoptera, Formicidae. The transcript is spliced from 3 exons. Gene Ontology annotation, cellular component: plasma membrane. The record is from RefSeq and is a predicted model, not a curated record. Bases 121 to 1905 code for a protein of 594 amino acids.
ACUGAUGUAUACGUAUUUGUGUAUUUGUGCCUUGUGGCUGUCAGAUAUGUCGGAUAUAGUGAACUAAUGCGUUGCACAGCAGCAAGUACAUUCCUCAGAUUAUUUGUUGGAAUGUGAAUUAUGCUGUGGAUUCGAACAUUUGUCCACCUCGUUGCACUUAUCUCCGUGACGAGAUGCAGCGACAUAACACCCGCCGUGUUCGGAAACGAGCUGGACGGCAUGCCGGCGGCGUUCGGCGACUUCAAUUCCGACGAGCUGACAGACGUGUUCAUGCUGCGCAAGGACGGCCGUACGGUGGAGAUAUUCCUAGCGGCUGAGCAGGAGCCCCUGUUGCGGCCCAAGCUGGGCUUGAAUUGCACGUUCAAGGAUCACGUAACCAGCGUGGUGCCGGGUGACUUCGACGGCGACGUCUUCAUGGACAUCCUGGUGACGACGUUCAACCGUGACAAGGAGCUCACUUACGUGCAUAUACUGUGGGGCGGUAACGGCCGUCUGAACUGCAGCGACGAAUGGAAUCCCCUUAUAGAGAUGCACGACCAGCCGUUGGCGUUGGACUACAAUCAGGAUAUGAUAAUCGACCUUUUCGGGGUCGACAAGGAUAACAGGAGGGUGUUCUGGGUGUUCAAUGAGAACAGGACCACUCCGCGUACCGUCGAGAUGCGAGACAAGGACGGUUCGGUGUCGCACGAGCCCGUGAGAAGUCCGCACUCCAACGCCUUUCUGGACUUGAACAGCGAUUUUUUGUCAGACCUCGUGGUGACCACGACGAAGUCCUUCGAGAUAUGGCUGGGCACCGAACAGGGAUUCGAGUUUUCCCACGAGAUCAAACUUCCGUACAAUAUAUCGAUCGACAAACACUUCAAGGGGGAAAUCGGACAGACUCUCUAUCUGGACGUCGAGCUGACCGGCAAGAUGGCCCUCCUCCUGCCGCUGUGCUUCGACGAGGCCUGCAGCAAUUGCACGAUAAUGAUGUACCUGAAUGGCUGGCACAAUUUGCGAGUGAACUUCCGCGACCCCAACAACGUCUUGUGGGGCUUCGUGAAGCCGAACGGCCAUCGUUACACGGAGACCAUCACCCUGCGCGGCGGUGACUUCAACAUGGACGGCUAUCCGGAUUUGCUGGCGACUCUGCAGUCGACAAAACAGGCGCAGUCGUUUCUGCUGCAAAAUGUGGCGUGCAACAACAACUGCGCCGGCUUCAAUCGCACCUUCGACGUCAAAUGGCAGGCACUGAAUCCGUUCUACAACGAGACCGCGAUGGCGGUGUUUUACGACUUUUAUCAGGACGGCAUCCUGGACGUGAUCCUGGUCGAGUUCGACAAGGCGAGCAGCAUCUAUCGCACCGCGGCGUUCAAGAACAGCUUGGACUACGACGCGAAUUUCGUCAAGGUGAUGGUGCUCACCGGACGCACCAACAGCAUGUAUCCCAUCUCGCCGGGUUCGCUCGGUAAGAAGAAGAGAACCUACGGCACCAAUCUGCCGGGGCCGUCGAUCGCGUACAGAACCACCACGCAGGAUGGUAGUCCUCGCAACGCGAUCGCAGCGCAGUUACCCCAGAGUGCACAUUUCUCGCUUAAUUUGCCGUACACCACCUUCGGUCUCGGAAGAACGCCCAAUUUUGUGGACGCUCUCACGAUAGGGGUUGGCGGCAAGUCGCGAGAAUGGCCGCAGAUUAUUCCUAAUUCGCAGAUGGUCGUGAUACCAAAUCCGAUUGCCGAACCAUCGAGAUGGAAGGCUCAACUAUUUGUUACGCCCAGCAAGUUAAUCUUACUGAGCGCGGCCGCCUUAUCCGGCACCUGCGUUUUAAUAACGUCUUUGAUUCUCGGUUUGUAUUGGAAGGAGAGGAGAGAGGACAAAAUCGAGAGGCUCCAAGAAGCGCACAGAUUUCAUUUCGACGCGAUGUAGAAAAGUGAAUACAAUAGGGGGGAAAAGGCGGGAUAUAAGAUUAAUAAUUAAGGCUUAUUUAAGAUAUCAGUUUAUUGAUAGAAUAAUUUAAUAAUAAAUAAAUCGCGCUUAUAUAAUA